Molecule: messenger RNA, 1723 nt
Organism: Photinus pyralis (common eastern firefly)
Lineage: Eukaryota; Metazoa; Arthropoda; Insecta; Coleoptera; Lampyridae
Product: xyloside xylosyltransferase 1-like
Exons: 3
Coding region: 415-1479 (354 amino acids)
Molecular function (GO): UDP-xylosyltransferase activity
Source: RefSeq, a predicted model, not a curated record
CUAUCCCUUCUAUUUCGACGUUGAAAUCGUAAUUUCAACCACUCUAGUCUAGUUGAAUUUAUUUUCAACGGUAGAGAAGUUAUGACGUUUCAAUGACGUAUAUUAGUAGUUCAUGAUAACACCGAUAGAUGGUUACGAUCGCAAUUUCGACGCAACUACUGAAAUUUCAACCGUCGAAAUCAGUUAGAAUCGGCCAGGCAAUGAUUACUGAUCGCUCUGUACUCUAUCAAUUUCAUGAAUUUCAAUGUUGAAACAGUGCCUGUACCUUGGCCACAACCACAAAAUGAUUGAUAGACAACGUAACCUCACUUAUAAUUAUAAAUAAAAAUAAUAGAAAAUAAACAAGUAACAAAAAUGAAUAUAUGUACUAUAAUUUAUAUAUUAUACCUAUAAUUUUAUUAAAAUCUCAUUUAGAUGAACCGCCUUAAAUUCCUAAUUGUGAUAAAUUUGAUAGCAUUUAUAAUAUUAGUAUUCUUUUAUGAUGUGUUUAGUCCAAAAGUGCAAAACAAGAAAUUUCCGUCGAAAAACGAAAGUGUUUUAUAUUUAAAAUCAUUAACGCCAGAAAAUGUAACGAGGACAGGGUAUAACGUUUGGUUAAUCUUUACCAAAGUGGCCGAAAAUUCGCCAUUAAAAUUAAAAUUUCAAAACCUAAUUGAUAAUGUACUAAACGUUACGAGUGUCCCAUUAAACUUUCAUGUGAUUACAGACAGUCUGUCUAGAAGAAUUGCACUUUCACAGUUUGUAAAUGUGUCGUCUCAUGCGAAGCAUCCAUUUGACUGGAACUUUUAUGAUAUUAACGAAGUGUCGAAUAUCAUGAAAGAUAUUGUGGCAGUAUUGACACCCCAUUUUAGUUCUAAACCUGGUACUUAUUAUAGCGAUGCAUUAUUUUAUAUUUCGCUCGGAUUAUAUCGCAUCGCUCCUCUUGAUCAAGAAAUGGCUGUUAUAUUAGAUUGUGAUUUAUAUUUUAAAGAUGAUAUAGUGUUACUUUUUAGAGAAUUUGAUAGGUUUAAGGGAGAUGCAUUGUUCGGUUUAGCACCCGAAUUAAGUCCGGUUUAUCUCCAUUGCUUGCAUAAAUACAGGCUUUCGGCAAAUACAACGUUUGGUAAUUUUUACAACUUGAACAGUACAUCGGGACUUGUGCAUCCACAUGGUUUUCAAGGAUACAACUCUGGUGUAGUUUUGUUAAAUUUACGUAGAAUUAGAGAAUCCCAACUGUAUUCUAAGGUAUUAAGCGAAUCGUUUGUUGAUUAUCUUGUUGAGAAGUAUAUGUUUAAAGGCCAUUUAGGCGACCAAGAUUUUUAUACAUUAGUAGGUUACGAAUAUCCAAAUUUAAUUCAAACUCUUCAUUGCGGAUUUAAUAGACAGUUAUGUACGUGGUGGAAAUAUCACGGUUACAAUGAUGUUUUCGACAACUAUUUUAAGUGCACACACAAAAUUGUCAUUUUACAUGGCAAUUGCAAUACUAAAAUUUUAAGGUAAUCUCAUUUGGAUCGUGGCUUGUGGUGCAUUGUUACUAAAACAUGUACAGUAUAGUAAGCAAUAAGUUUUCCAAUAAUGUUUGGUAGCCUCAUGUAGCCUGUAGGUAUUUUCUCAAGGUUUUAACUGCGAAAUACUUUAAUUUCGCAAAAAUUGUUACAUGUUUAUUUAUUAACUAAUUACUCGCUGGUAUUUUUCAGUAUUUUUUAUAUUUGUUUUUUUGCAUGUAUUUUUUGUUGAGAUUUUC